Molecule: messenger RNA, 1758 nt
Organism: Penaeus chinensis
Lineage: Eukaryota; Metazoa; Arthropoda; Malacostraca; Decapoda; Penaeidae
Exons: 3
Coding region: 722-1201 (159 amino acids)
Source: RefSeq, a predicted model, not a curated record
AAUGUAUAAAAAAAGAUCGGAAUUGUAAACCAAGGAUUUUCUGAAAUGCGCAUGCGUUGGUCACGAAAACUGAAGCCACGCCCCCCUCAGAUAAGGUAGAUAAGAGCGGACGAAGAUGAGAUAUUUUGCAGAAAGUCUGAUCCUCAAAAACAUCUUUAGGAAAACGUCUGUCGAGCGAGAACCUUCCCCCGAAAACGUCUAUGGAAAACGUUGGUCAAGAUAGAACGUUUCCGGAGAAGUGACAAAGAAUGCUCGCCGCCCUAAUAACUUCAGUGACCUUGAUGUGCUUGGCCAAGGAGGGCCAUCUCGUAACUCCGCUUGGACACGUAGCUCUGUCAGGUCCCAUAUACGUGGAUGCUUCUAUAUAUUACAGGGCGUUUUCAGAGCAGAGGAUGGUUAAAACGAUUAAUCUUAUUCCAGGGUUAUCGCGAGCCUGGGCCGUCAUGCACUGUACUCGCGAGUGCCUGAAAAUUGAGGACUGCCAUUCUUUGUGCUCACGUCUUCAAGUGACAUCUGUUACCUCACCAACUUCAGCCGCUGCGCCGAACCGACCUUUGUGUUAUAUCGGAAAAGCGGUUUCCAGACGUACGACGUGAGACGCGAACGAAACUCGCUGGACGAAACCUGCUUCGAUGCGUGCGGAAGCUGCGAUGACUGCGGGAGGAGUAAUUGCCGAGGACUCCUUUGCGAUGACUGUGCCUACGCUUGCUGGGACGAGGACAUGGGUUCGAAGAGGGGGUUUCAACACCUGUGGCCGAAAUCGAACCCAGUGUUAAGGAGGGACAUCGAAUGCGACGGAUUCUGGCAGAAGGUCUGGGGCAGCUCUUGCGAGGGUGACGUUGAGUUCAGCGUAUAUGACACCCUGUUGGCAGAGCGAGUGACUCUCAGGCUCACCAUAACCUACGACGAUGGUGACACCAUCCACAGUUUCUUCGACAGUUUUGAGUAUUCCGAAGAUUCCAUCUCUGUAGGCAAGUAUUUGAAGGGCAAUGCAGGCAACUUCUGGGAAGCUCCUUUCACUCAGCGCGCUCUCGUCGCCACGAAGGACUGUCUGGCUUUCUUUUACGCUGAAGGAUCAUGUCCAGCACCACCAGGAGAGGAACCUGUUUACUACUGGCAAGUAAACGAUCUUGAGAGAAACUCCCAAGUCAUCCAGGCGAUAGAACUGUGGAUCACAGAAGGGAAGAAGAUAAAAGAAUAAGAAGAGAAACACAAGAUUCUUGAUUUUUUGUCUCGUUCCUUUAUUUAUCUUAUUUUCUUGUCAUUAUUUUACCAUGUUUCUUUACAGAUUUUUUUUUUUGUGAAAAUAAUAUAAUUUAUUCCCAGUCUUGCUUUCAACUAAUUUUGUACCGGGUUAGAUCAAAAACAAGUAACUGCACCUUUUUUUUUUUUUUAGUUUAUGUGCUAUUAUUUUCGUUUUCUUUCUUUCCUCGUCAGUCCAUAGAAAACGAAUAUAUUACACAGGAGACUUUAAUUAUUUAUCUUCGCCAACUUAACACUAAUUCACAAGCUUAUCCCAGACCACCAAAUGCGUUUCUUAGGAUACGUAAUUUCUUUUUAGUUUUCUGUCACAGAUGAGGCAGAGAAAAAGUACUCUCACGAAGUAACCCCAGAAUUGUCAGACACCUAUUUCCUCAUUAACCCAACCGCCCCGGAUGUAUGUUUUGUCCCCUGUAGGUUUUUUCUGUUUGUUUUUUUUUCUUUUUUGUGAAUGUUGUUACAUAUAGAUGGCUCCACAUGUGCUCCGCCGACAAGGAG